GUGACGGGGGCAACGUUGCGUUCAGUCCGACCAUUUCCAAGAUGGCGAAGUGCGCGUGACAUCCAUCGUCGGUCGGUCCGUGUUUCGUUUUCGAAUUUUUCGCUGUUGUUUUAGUUUUUUCUCAAAUUUUUUUUUCUCCCUUCUGGUUCUUGAUUAUUUCGCAAAUAGUUUUGUUACAAAUGACUCGAUCCCGCCCGGUAGUACACGUGUGUUCGCAAACGAAUUGAAUUUGGUGACUUUGAUGGAUAUAAUACAAUGCCAAGACGACGGAACGGAGAGAUACCGUUGCCCGAUGGCUGGGAUUUCGCCAGAGACUACGACGGAAAAGUGUACUUCAUUGACCACAACUCCAAAAAGACCACUUGGAUCGACCCCAGAGACAGGUAUACCAAACCCCAAUCAUUUGCCGAUUGCAUUGGCAAUGAAUUACCUCUUGGUUGGGAAGAGUCCAUCGAUCCUGUCAUCGGGGUCUAUUACAUUAACCAUUUCAACCAAUGUACCCAAUUGGAGGACCCGAGGUUGGAGUGGAGAGCUGUACAAGAAGCCAUGUUGAGGGAUUACCUUCACACGGCUCAAGACGUAUUAGAGGCUAAAAAAGAAAUUUACGAUAUCAAACAGCAGAGGUUGUACUUGGCCCAAGACGAGUACAACCACCUCAACAAUGCUUUAUCCACACUAAAUACGUCUAGAACUAGUCUUUGUUCAAGCUCUAGUAACAUAAGUACAAAAUAUGAUCCUGAUUUGCUCAAGUCGGACGUCGCUCAUGCCAGAGAAAGGGUAACCAGAUUGAAACGUGAGCUAGAACAGAUCGGUGUAGAAAUGUCUUGUACCCGAAGAGGAGUCGAAACCCUUUCAAAUGUCGAACAAAAAUUAUCAAAUGACGGAAGCCGUUACAACGUUGUUGAAGCUCAAGCUAUCGUUACUGAACUGCGAGAGAUUCAACAGUCUUUGAGCUCCGGACAAAGGGAGCGUACCGGUCUAAUGCAGUCCUUGGCCAAACUCAAGGACGAUCUUACUAGGUUGCAACUUUGUUCCGCCACUGACGACCCUGAUUUUCAAACACAGCACUCGUCCACUCAGCUCAGCGACAAACUCAGCACGGCCUCACAGACGGAUCUAUCUGGCGAAUUGAUGCCAAUGGGUACGAGACUAGCUGAAAUGGCACGCAUGCGACUCGAGUAUGACGAGGCACGGAAGCGUAUCCAAAGUAUACAGCAGCAGUUGGCCGACCUCGAAGAAAAAGUUAUGCCCGGCCAAGAAGAGUCAGACAAGGAUCGCUUGCUGCUGUUCCAAGAAAAAGAACAACUCUUGCGAGAACUGAGGAGUAUAACACCUCGGUCACGCAGUCAUCAAGAAAUGAGCGACAUUCAGGGUGAAAUCAAGAAGCUUGAACAAGAUUUAAACAACUGUUUAGAAAUGUCGAAUAGAGCCAUUACUGAUAGAUUAAGGUUGCACGAAGAAAAACAAUUAUUGUUGCAACAACUCAAAGAAGCGUUACGAUCAAUGACACAACUGGAAUCUCAACUAAAAACACUGUCGGCCUCUACGCUGUCUGUAAGUUCGAGUUCGAGUUUAGGAUCCUUGUCUACGACCAGUAGUAAAGGCUCACUCAGUAGCGGAUUGAGUUUUACCGAUAUUUAUGGAGGACCUCAAUGCUUGGCUCCGGCUACCUACGAUAGGCCUGUAGACAUGGCCGACCUUCAUAAAAGAGUCGAGAGGCUUUUGCGCGACGACAUUCAACCUCCGGCCUAUGAAAAUAUGGGCGAAACGUCAAAUGUUGUGCCCAACGUAACUGGUAUUCCAUUUACUCGGAAUUGCCGACCUUCGAGUCCGCCGUUGUCGCCCAUAUCUGAGACACCUCCUCGAAGUGUUUCGGCUGCAGUUAGCGACGAGUCGGUAGCGGGCGAUUCUGGUGUAUUUGAAGCUAGCCAUAAGUCAAACUUUAAUGCCGAAACGUCGCAAGUUCAAAUCAGACUUAAGUAUUCAAUAGCCGACCAAGUGUUGCACGUGUGCAUAGAGCGAUUACGUAACGUUGUUGCACUGUCUGUUGCGGAAUCAUGGCAGCUAUACGUAAAAAUUGUACUCUUACCGAGUAGUUCUAAUCCUUCAUUGAGCGGUUGCACAAAGCCAAUAUCGGAUCUGUCGAAACCGAGGUUUGGUGAUAGUUUUGCGUUUAAUUUACCAUCCAACAAGCUUUGUACGAAAACGCUUCAAGUCAAUGUUUGGGGACUAGGUCCUGAAGACGCAACCGAAUGUUUGGCGUGCGCUCAAGUCAGUCUGGCGGAAUUUAAUGAGACGGAGAACAAUUCUUGGUGCAAGUGGUAUAACUUGCUUAGUUUGAAGUUUAUGCACAGCAGCGGAUCGUUACCUUCAAUUUUGCUCAAAGAUGACGGAGGCGGAUCCGACGAUUCUACUAUAAUAUCAUCUCAAACGUCAACACUCACUCGUAAUCAAGGCUGUUGUGACGAAAACGAACCUAAGUUCAUUAACGUGGACAACUUGAACGAAAACCAAGGGGAAUAUGAUGACGGCGAUUCCGACGACAGUGUGAGCGAUGACGAAGAUGAUGACGAUUGCGAUGAAGACGAUGAGGAUAUUGAAGUCUAUCAUUUAGAAACUGAUAAAAAAGAGCAACUAGAACAAGUGUUGGAAGUACCUGACCCGGAAGCCGAUAGGGAAGACAAGCAAACAAAUACCGAUUGUGCCUUUAGCGUUAGUACCAAUGAAAAUAACAGGGUACCUACGAUAGUAGUCAAGCGAUCUCAAACGUUCUCCCCAACUGCCAAAAACCAAUAUAUUUGUAAAUUGAAUCGCAGCGACAGUGACAGUGCCAUGAAUUUGUACAGGCGACACAUAUCGUCCAGUGCCAGUAUGAAAGGGAUCGGAGGCAGUAAUGCCGAUAUAGCGUUCCGCCGUAAUUGCUUGGAACGGCGGUCUUUGCGUGUUGGUCGAGUGGCGGGAGCUUCGUCCAGUAGUUAUGUGCCAUCUGCUUGUGGCGGCACGUCUUGGUGCCGUCCACCUAGGACGUCCAUCGAUCUGGAACUGGACAGACAAGCCCAGCAUGCGAGGCUGUUGUCGCUCAACGAUGAAAUAUUAAGACUCAAGCAACUUAAAAAUACAUUGGAAAUUGCCAAAGAAACCGGCGACACGGAUGUGGCUGCUUGGGUUUUAGAGGAUGAAGAGUUUCAGAAUCUUGUCAAAGAGGCUGGAGACAAAACUCUUGACGAAAAGAAAGUUGAACGCCGGUUGAAGAGAGCUUCGCAAAAAUUGUACAAUUUGAGAAAAAGCAAAGCCGGCCAAGGAAAACCGGACGUUAUUUCUUUCAAAGAAAAAAUGGCGUUUUUCACUCGGCCCGGUGUAUCCGUACCCGUUCCGCCUAGUAAGUCGUCUUUGGAUUCAAAAUCUGCCGAAACCCGAUAUCAGUACACCGUGGAUAGGGUAUAUGGAGUAGAAGUAUAGUUUUAUUUAAAACAAUGUUUUUUUAGUACACUGACACAAUACAAAAAAUCCCACCUGCUGUUAUUUUCUAAGACUUUGAUACUAUAUUAUAUAAUUAUUAUUAUUAUGUACAUAAAAAGAAAAGAUGGAAAUGUUUUGAUUUAUUACACGUCUCGUAAUAAUUUCAAUGUUACAUUUAUUGUUUUUAUUUUCUAGAUAGAUUUUAUUUAUUGUUAUUUUCUUCUUAUUAUUAUUAUUAUAUUGAUAUU
This is a messenger RNA of Adelges cooleyi (spruce gall adelgid), 3707 nucleotides long. It is a transcript of the gene kibra, whose product is annotated as protein kibra. Bases 256 to 3459 code for a protein of 1067 amino acids. The record is from RefSeq and is a predicted model, not a curated record. Gene Ontology annotation, molecular function: kinase binding; molecular adaptor activity. NCBI's taxonomy places the organism in Eukaryota, Metazoa, Arthropoda, Insecta, Hemiptera, Adelgidae. The transcript has 16 exons. Gene Ontology annotation, cellular component: cytoplasm. Gene Ontology annotation, biological process: cell migration; regulation of hippo signaling; regulation of DNA-templated transcription.